Messenger RNA from Rosa rugosa (rugosa rose), 1890 nucleotides. Its product is annotated as UNC93-like protein 3. Gene Ontology annotation, biological process: potassium ion homeostasis. The transcript is spliced from 10 exons. Bases 313 to 1623 code for a protein of 436 amino acids. Lineage: Eukaryota; Viridiplantae; Streptophyta; Magnoliopsida; Rosales; Rosaceae. The record is from RefSeq and is a predicted model, not a curated record.
CUCUCUUCCCCCAACCACCUCUCUGUCAUUUCCUCUGAUUCUUCUUCGAUUCAUUCAAAGACUUUUCUUCACCGCUUGAUUCUCCAUCCUACCCCCACACAAAUUCAGAAUCUUUUCAAAUUUUCAACCCUACCCACAUUUCUUUUCCAACUAAAUUAUUCCAAUAAUUCACUCCAUUUCCUUUGUCCUCUUCCUCCCUCCCAAUUUGUUCUUCUUCGCCGGCAGACCGGCCCUCUCGUUUUGGCCUCACUCCCACUAAUGUCUAGUCUUUUAUAGCGAUACCUCAAUCCACUGGAUUCAGAACUCGAAACCAUGGCCCCUUCUCGCGACGAAGAGACGCCUCUCGUCGUCGCCGACGACUCGCCGGUCGAGGAGGGAAGGAGCCAUACCAGAGAUGUUCAUAUUAUCAGCUCCGCGUUUCUGUUGAUCUUUCUUGCUUACGGUGCCGCCCAGAAUCUGGAGAGCACUGUCAACACUGAGGAGGAUUUGGGAACGACGUCGCUUGGGAUUUUGUACUUGUCGUUCACGUUUUUCUCUCUGGUGGCGUCUCCGGUGGUUAGGAAACUGGGACCAAAGAAUGCUUUGAUUCUUGGGACUACUGGAUAUUGGUUGUUCAUUGCUGCUAAUUUGAAGCCAACCUGGUAUACUAUGGUUCCAGCUGCAUUGUACCUGGGUUUUGCUGCUUCCAUAAUAUGGGUUGGCCAGGGGACAUAUUUGACUUCUACUGCACGUAGUCAUGCCAAAGAUAAUAGCUUACAUGAAGGAACGGUUAUUGGCCACUUCAAUGGAGAAUUUUGGGGAAUGUUUGCCAGUCACCAGUUUGUGGGAAAUCUUAUAACCCUCGCCUUGCUAAGAGAUGGAACGGGGGGGAGUACUAAUGGCACAACCUUAUUAUUCAGUGUGUUUCUUGUUAGUAUGACCUUAGGUACCAUACUGAUGUGCUUCUUGAAUAAAAGGGGUAUUAAAGGAGAGGAGGCCCAGGGAUCUUCUCCCAACUUUUAUGCUUCUGUGGUAUCUUUGUCAAAGACAGUCAUCAGACCGUUGUAUGAUGUACGGAUGCUAUUGAUCAUCCCCCUUAUGGCGUAUUCAGGAUUGCAACAAGCAUUUGUAUGGGCUGACUAUACCGAGUAUAUUGUUAGUCCAACACUUGGUGUGUCUGGUGUUGGAGGUGCAAUGGCAGUUUAUGGGGCAUGUGAUGCAAUAUGUUCACUGGCUGCUGGUCGAUUUACGUCUGGUCUCAAGUCCAUCACUAUUAUAGUUUCUGCUGGAGCUUUCAUUCAGACCAUUAUAUACCUCUGGCUUCUUCUAAUAUACAGCCCAGUGAGCGGAGUACUUGGAACUUUAUACCCUCUUAUAAUGGCAGCUGCAUUGGGCAUUGGUGAUGGAGUCUUAAAUACACAGCUCAGUGCUUUGCUUGCGAUAUACUUCAAGCAUGAUACUGAAGGAGCAUUUGCACAGCUCAAGGUCUGGCAGAGUGGUACGAUUUCAGCCGUCUUCUUUAUUAGUCCAUACAUCUCAUUACAGGCAAUGCUGGUGGUUAUGCUUGUUACAGUCUCUGUCGCAUAUGGUGCCUUUAUGUAUCUAUCUAUUCGAGAGAAAGCACUCUCCCAUUCAAGUUCAUAAUGUCUAAAGAGCGAAAAGUUCUUCAAGGAAAACUACUUGUGUAUACAAGCAGGUAUAUGUUAUGUUGUUAUUGACGGUGUCUCUAUAUUUGCAAAUCCAUUGUUUGCGACAUGUUCCAUCUGCUGCAAUACAUAUUCCAAAAGUCGAAAGAUUACUUGUCCCAUAUGUCCUGUGUUAUUAUCAGUAUAAAAAUGCAAAUGUCAAAAGUUCAAAUGUUCAUGUGGAUAUUUGACAAUUGAGAAUUUACUGCAUUGCUUUUUUCUCUCC